AGUCUCGGAAAUAUGACUUCUGUGCACAAAUGCGCGCUAACCGUCCAGUCGUGCAGGCAUUCGGCCGCCCUGCUGCCCCAAACAGCGUUCUCGAGGGCACACACGCCUCUAUAUGAAGACCUCCCUAAUGCACUACAUAGGGAGUAGGGAGCCAUUUGAGACAGCCGCAGUGACGCGCUGCUGGUGGCCGCUUACACGGCUGCCUGCGCAAAUUCCGAGGGAAAACACACUCUUAAAAAUAUUUAAGAGCCGUUAUAAACGUACCGCAUCCGCUCUAAACUUUGUCCCGUCUAUCUUAAGAACAAUCACAAACUUGUACGUUUUCACUCAUUUUAUUUCCGUGUGAAACCGGUUCCACUGGCACGGAGCUCAGGCGUUAGACAGGAUGAAACUCGGCAUCUCACAUGGAAAGAGUGGCGAGAUGAGCCAGGUGGUGCCCGUAAUAGACGUGCAAAAUGACAAUUUUAAGGAGCUUUGGCCUUCAAUGGUGCUCGCCUUUAAAACGUCCUCCUUCAUUGCGCUGGACACGGAACUGAGCGGUCUUGGCGCGAGGAAAGCGCUUCUCGCUGAGUCAGUUGAAGAUCGUUAUAAAGCGAUAUGCCAUGCCGCUCGCACACGCUCAGUACUGUCCCUGGGGAUGGCUUGUUACAAGAAACUUAGUGACAAAGCCGACAGCACGUACCUGGUUCAAGUUUACAACCUGACGCUGUUGUGCUCAGAGGAGUACAUUAUUGAACCUCAGUCAGUGCAGUUCCUAGUGCAGCAUGGCUUCGACUUUAACAAACAGUAUGCUCAAGGUGUUCCCUACAACAAGGGCAAUGAUAAAGGAGGAGAUGCCCACGGGGUGAAUAUGCGCACCUUAUUUGUGGAGCUCCUGAGGGCCAACAAGCCUCUGGUGGUCCAUAACGGCCUGAUUGACAUGGUGUUCCUGUACCAGUGCUUCUACGCCCAUCUGCCUGAAAGGCUGGGUACGUUUAUAGCAGACCUGUCGCAGAUGUUCCCCGCCGGCAUUUACGACACCAAGUAUGCGACAGAGUAUGAGCUGCGCUUCACCGCCUCCUACCUGGAGUACGCUUAUAAAAAGUGUAAGUUGGACAAUGCCAGAUCCAUUGAGGCUGGGAAGGAUGGACCUUGUUUGCUCUUGGAGUUUUGUAAUUACACCGGGCGCCUGCAGAGCUACGUAGACUACAGGCCUUGCUUGGACAGCCAGAGUCAUGAUGGCACCCUGAACAUCUGCAUUCAGUUCUCUGCUUACGGAUGGUGUGCUAACGGCUCUCAGUGCCCCAUGUCGCACGACACGGACCUCAUCAUUCAGCAAGACGAGAAAACCAAAGAGGACAAAAAGAAAAAGAGGAAGCGCAGGAAGAAACAGAAGGCUGCCCGGGAAGUGGAGGAGGACGGUUUGCCUGGAGAGAAGAGAGCUCAUCUGGAGGACAUGGACCAGGAGCAGGAGGAUCGGGAUGCAGUGGUAACCACCUGUGAAACCACGGCAACAGCAUCUGUGCACCAGCAAACCAGUGGAGAGGUGACAAAGGUGACCUGUGUUAAUGACUCCGGUAGUAUAGAAGGGACUGAGAAUGGGAGCGGCGUCCCUCCAGCACAGGACUCGGCUACAGACGAUGGCGGAAAUGCACAACAGACGUCUAAAGGCUUCACCGGAGCCCGGGAGAGAAAGAUGGAGGGAGGAACCCACAGAGCCGGAUUCGAUGCCUUCAUGACUGGUUACAUUUUUGCUUUUGCCAGCGUUUUGAAGUCAGAUGAAUCUGCUGCUCAGGCUGGAUUAUGUGGGUGUGUGAACAAACUGUAUCUAAGCGGCAAGUCAGUCCCGCUUCACGUGGUCAAAAGCACCUUCUCGAAGUCCUCCAAGGCUCAUGUGCACAAAAUGGAGCAAGUCUGGGGAAAAAGCACUGUCAAAGCAGAUGGAGCUGAUGCAUAAAGAAGUGUUUUUAAUUUUGGGGUAAAUAAAGAAGCACAUUUGAUUUAUUAA
Molecule: messenger RNA, 1987 nt
Organism: Pygocentrus nattereri (red-bellied piranha)
Lineage: Eukaryota; Metazoa; Chordata; Actinopteri; Characiformes; Serrasalmidae
Gene: toe1
Product: target of EGR1, exonuclease
Exons: 8
Coding region: 386-1936 (516 amino acids)
Biological process (GO): snRNA 3'-end processing
Cellular component (GO): cytoplasm; Cajal body
Molecular function (GO): metal ion binding; 3'-5'-RNA exonuclease activity; snRNA binding
Source: RefSeq, a predicted model, not a curated record